GAUGGUUUCCCGUCUCUAUUCACAAUCAUCUGUUGAAGACGACAACAAAUGUAAACAACUCGUGCAAAAUGAAAUCACAAAACAUGGAAGCACAUCAAGCAAAAAUUGCGCAAAUUGAAGAUUUUAUAAAUUAUGUGCUGAAGGAGGAGCUGCGCCAGAUGGAGCUAUGGCUCGGCCACUAUAACGAGGAGAUAAUGGAGUACGUGCAGCUAAAAAAUACGCUGCAAGCAUUUGAUGAACACAUGCCGGGUGGCUACAAGACACAACUGAACAUAGGCAGCAACAUAUUUAUGCAGGCGCGUGUUAAACAAAUGGACAAGAUACUGGUUAACGUGGGCAAGGAGCUAUACAUGGAAAUGAGCAUGAUGGAGGCAAUACGCUUUAGCGAAGUACGCAUUAAGAUACUGAACAAGCAGGCGGAUGUUGUGCGUGAGGAGAGCGUAAAGAAGCGUGCCGAGAUCAAAAUGGCGCUGAUAGCAAUAAGCGAAAGGGAAAAGCUGCUGCAGCAGCAAAUAGCUGGGAAUUGAGUUGAGGACAAGGCUCUGGG
Messenger RNA from Drosophila busckii, 547 nucleotides. RefSeq lists its product as uncharacterized. The record is from RefSeq and is a predicted model, not a curated record. The coding region runs from base 69 to 527 and encodes 152 amino acids. The transcript has a single exon. Lineage: Eukaryota; Metazoa; Arthropoda; Insecta; Diptera; Drosophilidae.